This is a messenger RNA of Agelaius phoeniceus (red-winged blackbird), 851 nucleotides long. It is a transcript of the gene NHLH2, whose product is annotated as nescient helix-loop-helix 2. Gene Ontology annotation, biological process: regulation of transcription by RNA polymerase II. Gene Ontology annotation, molecular function: DNA-binding transcription factor activity, RNA polymerase II-specific; protein dimerization activity; RNA polymerase II cis-regulatory region sequence-specific DNA binding. Lineage: Eukaryota; Metazoa; Chordata; Aves; Passeriformes; Icteridae. The record is from RefSeq and is a predicted model, not a curated record.
GGGGAGAGGGCACUUUCCUCCUCUAAAACCGACCGGCCGAAGCCGCCGGUGCGCUGAAGCCGCUGCCCCGGACAAACGGGCGGAGGAGGACUUUGAUGGGGAAACGCUUUUUCUCCCCUGAUGCAUCGUAAGUAACUUAAGUUGAUAUUUAUACUCCGCAAACAAACACGACAGUAUAACAUCUCCCGUCUCUGGAGCGCUGGAGGCCGCGGCGAGGGAUGAGAUCUGCCUUUCCCCAUUCGAGCAGGACACUUUUUCGCUCGUAAUUAAUUUUAUUUGAUUUUGAUUUUUUAAUUUUUCCAUGCUCCGCUCCCGAAGGGUCAUUUGAACUGUAAAGAAAUCGCCGAGGGGGCGAGGGAACCUGGAGAGAGAGGCUAUCCAAACAACUCCGCCGAGGCUCCUCCGCCCCCUCCAAGAUGAUGCUUAGCCCGGACCAAGCUGCCGACUCCGACCACCCCUCCUCGGCGCCCUCCGACCCGGAGUCCCUGGGCGGCGCGGACGCCCAGGCGCUCAGCUGCUGCGUCUCCGACCCGGAGCCCGCCGAGGGCGGCGGCGGCGAGGGCCGGGGCGGCGGCGGCGGCGGCGGGGAGGGCCGCGGCGGGGUCCGGCCCGGGCUGCACCCGCCGCCGCUGAGCCGGGAGGAGAAGCGCCGGCGGCGCCGCGCCACGGCCAAGUACCGCUCGGCGCACGCCACGCGUGAGCGGAUCCGCGUGGAGGCCUUCAACCUGGCCUUCGCCGAGCUGCGCAAGCUGCUGCCCACCCUGCCCCCCGACAAGAAGCUCUCCAAGAUCGAGAUCCUGCGCCUCGCCAUCUGCUACAUCUCCUAUCUCAACCACGUGCUGGACGUGUAG